GCCAUUUAUGUAGCUGUCAAAUUUAUUAUUUUGGAAGUUCAGAUCUGAUUUAUUGGUAUUUCAUGUAAAAUAUAUUUAUUGUGUUGAUUUGAAGUCUGCCCUACAAGAUGAUGGAGAACGAGGACGAGAGAAAUGUUGAUAUCAGUAUGAAACCGAAGUUAUCCCUGAUAGAAGAUGUCAGUUUACCAGAAGAUACUAGUACUGGCACUAAUAAUGAUGACACGUCUAAUGAUGUUCCUGAAGCCAGUCCAGUUGCUUUACAAUUUCUAGCUGACCUGGUUCCAGAAGUAGAUUUUAAAUAUCUGAUGUUUGAUGAUAAAUUAGUGACGUAUUCAGACACGGGGAAAGAGUUGGGUGAAUUUUGUGUGACUAUUGAACCAACUAAACAUUGUAAUAAAGAGUGUUUUCUAGUACACGCUAAUAGUCAUGGUGCUAUAGAUGGUGUACCAUGUGGAACGUCUAUUACCUGUUAUGUCACACGAAAUCUAGAGACAAUUGAACAGCAUCAUCAUGAAUAUGUUAAUCUGGAGAAUUGUCCAUUAGAUCGUAAAACAAACAUAGUGAGACAGGAGACAGAAUAUACUGUUAAUAGAAUAAUAACACAGGGAGAGUCAAUAGUUAGACAGAAUAAGGUUUAUUCAUUAGAAGAUAUGAAAGGGUUUAUAUCAGAAGGAUCAAAUCUCUUGCUUCAUCGACUGUUGAUAGAAAAAAAGAUACCAGAGGGAGAUUUUCAGUUGGUUUCUUUUGAUUCUGAGUCUAUUUUAUGCCCAGCAAUAUACAAAAGUUUAGAAGAGAGAACACAGACUGUAGCUAGUACUGAGUUAAGAGUUUAUGGUAUGGAGAGAACUAUUAUUUCUCAACAUGAUCUUCCUACAACCUGGCAAUCUUAUUUUACAGCUGAUGGGUACAUGGCAACUGGCAAAACAGCACUAGUUCAACCAGUAUGCUUUUACGGAAUGAAUAUGGAUCUUGUAGAAGAUUUGUCUAGUCACAUGAUAAACCAGUGUUUAUUGAAUGUAGAUGAUUUGUCUAGUCACAUGAUAAACCAGUGUUUAUUGAAUGUAGAUGAUUUGUCUAGUCACAUGAUAAACCAGUGUUUAUUGCUUGUAGAUGAUUUGUCUAGUCACAUGAUAAACCAGUGUUUAUUGCUUGUAGAUGAUUUGUCUAGUCACAUGAUAAACCAGUGUUUAUUGAAUGUAGAUGAUUUGUCUAGUCACAUGAUAAACCAGUGUUUAUUGAAUGUAGAUGAUUUGUCUAGUCACAUGAUAAACCAGUGUUUAUUGAAUGUAGAUGAUUUGUCUAGUCACAUGAUAAACCAGUGUUUAUUGAAUGUAGAUGAUUUGUCUAGUCACAUGAUAAACCAGUGUUUAUUGCUUGUAGAUGAUUUGUCUAGUCACAUGAUAAACCAGUGUUUAUUGAAUGUAGAUGAUUUGUCUAGUCACAUGAUAAACCAGUGUUUAUUGAAUGUAGAUGAUUUGUCUAGUCACAUGAUAAACCAGUGUUUAUUGCUUGUAGAUAAUUUGUCUAGUCACAUGAUAAACCAGUGUUUAUUGAAUGUAGAUGAUUUGUCUAGUCACAUGAUAAACCAUCAUCUUACAAAUAGAGUGCAAGUAGGAUCACCAGUUGGUAUGAAAUUAUCCAAAGUACCUGAAGAAAUUGUCAGAGAUGUAGAACCACCUAAACCAGAUUUCCCGAAGAGAGAAUUAGAUAUAGAGGAAGAUAUGCAAAUGUAUUCACAUUAUCUUGACAGAAAGGAAGAAAUAAAGGGAGAUCACUAUGUUUACAUGAAACAUCACCCAGAACUAAAAGCUCUCUUAGCAGACUUCCUUCAAUUUUUACUUCUGCGUAAACCUAAUGAUGUCAUUACCUUUGCUGCUGAAUAUUUUUCUGCGUUUUCUACCAGAGUACCAAAUCAGUCUCCGUAUAAUUCCUCUAACGCCCCGACCCCCUUUCCCGUCAGUAGAGACAAUACUAGAAUAGAACAACUUCGAACUCCCACUCGUUAA
This is a messenger RNA of Lottia gigantea (owl limpet), 2006 nucleotides long. RefSeq lists its product as hypothetical. The coding region runs from base 108 to 2006 and encodes 632 amino acids. The transcript is spliced from 11 exons. The record is from RefSeq and is a predicted model, not a curated record. Gene Ontology annotation, biological process: actin filament polymerization; cilium organization. NCBI's taxonomy places the organism in Eukaryota, Metazoa, Mollusca, Gastropoda, Lottiidae.